AUGUCGGCCCCCACCGCCCACGUCGAACACCAAUGCCUAUCUUGUGUGAGGUGGGCCUGUGCACGGCAGGCCAUACGCAGAUGCAGAUGUAGCCGCGAGGAGGUGCGCGUCGGGGCGAGGAAGGUGGACACAGGAGGAGAAGAGAUGGGUUGCAGCGCUCAGCAGAUGGGAUCGUGGGGGUCCGAUGCUGGGCUGACCCUGCAGCCGCGCGGGCGCGAGGUUUACGCGCUGGGGUUCAUCCCCGUGGGCACGGCCACCGUCGUGAGCGGCCCCGUGCUCGCCGCUGGAGCUGCGGCUGGCGCGGCCGCUGGCGCCGUCCUCGCGGCGCCGCUGUACUGGUCCUGGAGGCAGCCCACCUCGUCGCGCCACCCGCUGUCAGUGCACGGCAAGAGGGGUCGAGGUGUCCGGCCAGGGAUCCACGCACCGAAGAACUCCAGGCGUCGGAUAUUUGAGGGUUCGCGCGCGCGCGCCGCGCGCGCGCGCCGCGCGCGCGCCGCGUGGGCCGUCCUCGCCGGG
This is a messenger RNA of Prorocentrum cordatum, 516 nucleotides long. The record is from the annotation of a GenBank genome assembly. Lineage: Eukaryota; Dinophyceae; Prorocentrales; Prorocentraceae.